Messenger RNA from Portunus trituberculatus (swimming crab), 906 nucleotides. RefSeq names its product gamma-interferon-inducible lysosomal thiol reductase-like. NCBI's taxonomy places the organism in Eukaryota, Metazoa, Arthropoda, Malacostraca, Decapoda, Portunidae. The record is from RefSeq and is a predicted model, not a curated record. Gene Ontology annotation, molecular function: oxidoreductase activity, acting on a sulfur group of donors, disulfide as acceptor. The coding region runs from base 51 to 698 and encodes 215 amino acids. The transcript has 5 exons.
AAAAGAAACGGCAUGAGGCAUGAGAUAUCAUUUCUGGCAUCCCGUUCACCAUGCGGCCCGUGCUCCUUCUACUCGGCCUCGUUGCGGCUGUGUCCGCAUCGGAUCCAGUCAAGAUUCACCUUUACUAUGAGACGCUCUGCCCGUACAGCAUUGACUUCGUGGUGAACCAGUUGUACAAGACGUGGACCUUGGUCAAAGAUAUCAUGGAAGUAGAGAUGUUUCCUUUCGGCAACGCUGAGUAUUAUCCUGACGGCGAUGGCUGGAGUUUCAAGUGCCAGCACGGUUCCGACGAGUGCCGCGGCAACAUGAUCCAUGCGUGUGCCAAGGACCACUUCAAGGAUAUCAACAUCGAAAUGGAAUUUGUCAAUUGCCUGCUCUCAGCAGACUACCCUCCCAACGCUGGGGCCAAGUGUGCAGCACAAGUGGGCCAGGACUGGACACCUCUGGAAGAGUGUGUUAACUCUGUAACGGGCCAGAACCUGCUGCACGAGGUGGCUCUGCAGCAGGAGAAUCUUCACCCCAAGCUGUACUUUGUGCCUUGGAUCAUUGUAGAUGAUGAGUUCAGCGAGGAGCAGGUGGGCGCCUGCCAGACGAACUUGCUGAAAGUGGUGUGUGAUAAAUACACCGGCGCUUCGAGGCCCGCUGCUUGCGACACCUCGGAGCUCACCUCCAGCAAGAUUGGAGUAUCGAAGCUGUAGACCUUGCGGUAGCCGUCGCCUUCACACCACUCGUCACCAGAGGAAGGGCAGCUGUCGCCAGCCACGCAGCCACCACAAGGUCUUUUGAGUGCCGCAGAGGCGUCCCCGCCACACACCAAACACAGCAUCAUUUGUCAUUCGUCAUGCACAGCAGUGCGGGAGUGAAGAGAAAUGUUUAACUUCUUGAAAAAUAAAUUUGCUGAUUUAU